This is a messenger RNA of Penicillium brasilianum, 5058 nucleotides long. Lineage: Eukaryota; Fungi; Ascomycota; Eurotiomycetes; Eurotiales; Aspergillaceae. The record is from the annotation of a GenBank genome assembly.
CCCACCGUAGGCAGUUCCCGUGCUUCCCCCUCGGGGAGAUGACAGUACCUUACCACGAGUUUGGAAGCUUCUGCAGUGGGCCCUGGCGGUACAGUACCGGUCCUGGUCACCAGAUUACCGCAAUACCGGGCAGCCCGUCACCUCGCCUCAUCCUCGUUCCUCUCUCCUCCCCCCCUCAAGGCUAAUCGUUGCAUUUCAACAUUCAACCACUCCCACCCCCACCACCACCUCCUCCACCUCGUCCUCCUCCUCCCUCCUCCCGUCUCCUCUCUCCUCCAAUCACUCCCUCCUCUCGACGGCUUCCACUGGAGGAAUUACCAGGGCAUGAACUUGCAAGGAGCCCGGACUUUGCUGCGCUCACGGCUCCUGGCGCUCUUCGGUUACGACCUCUGAACCCGCCAACUUCCCCCCAGCUGUCCACCCGAGGGAAAGUGAUGCCAUAUCGAGGACGACUUAUUGCACAGAAAUUGUUUUAUUGCUUCUUUCCCUCGGAUCCUUUGCUCCCCGCGGGGUUGCAACUUUCGCCCUUCCCGUCUCUUUCCAUUGCCCACGACCGGAUCUCGAACCGAACACUUGCGACGCCCUGAACGCUCUCUACGAUCGAUUCGGAUACCCCCUCCUUUUUUUGCUUUCGUCCUUUUCUUGAUCUUCGACAGAGAAGCCGUUCGAUCUACCCUGACGACCAUUAUCUCUCUCGCCGAUCGCGAGUUUUGUGAACAUGGCAGACUUGGGGGGCCAGCGUAACCGGAAUUACCGGCCUUAUGGCAACGGCCCUGCCUCGUCCGUGCAACGAGAUGCUGCGUACAACGAUAUUUUUGGAAGCGCGCCUCCCCCGGGCCGCGCUCAGACAAUGAACUCGCAGACUCCGCAAUUCUCACAGGGUCGCGCUCAUACCAUGUCGUCGCAUGUGGCACACCCUCAAUUCCAAAGGCCACCUCCUCACCCCACACGACAGCCAGUUGCAAAUGGUUAUGGACCCCCGCCGUCCGCGCCGCCCAAUGGAUACCCUCCGGCACCGCCGUCUGGACAGUACCAAGCCUAUAACCCUGGGGCAGCAACCAUGUCCUCGCAGCCGCCACCCGCACGACAGUACCCAGGGCCAGCGGGACGAUUUCCCGUCUACCCCCGACCCCAACGCCUGGAUUCUAAACCCGGUCCGCCGUCCCAGUACCCAGAUCCCCGCGAUCUUGGACGGCCAAUGCCUCCUCCUGCCCUCAAUUCCGAUGCGACGCGAUCACGGUCUAUGGCCAAACUGAGUGGACCAUCCUACCAGGCUGCCCCUAUCCCGCCGACUCCGUUCAACCAUACCUCGUCUGCCGCCGCUCGUCAACAGCCGUACUACGCCGGUGCUUCAACGAUGACCCAACUUGGGCGGACAGUUCCCGAGAGACACCAAAAUGAGCGAGCCAUGUCCAUGACCUCAUAUGUGUCGGAUGCCAGUCAUGCCCACAUUAUGAACAGCGGACGGUCCAUCCCAGCUCGGCGGCCCCCAUCAGGCCAUGAACAAUCGACACCACCUCCAAGAUUCGACUCUAUGCCAGCCAAUGUAGCCGACGCAUACGCUAGCAGACCUCGUCCUCCCAGCGACGCUUCGACCCGAUCUCGCACAAUGUCCAUCGCAUCGACUAUUAACCCGGAUCGAACGAUGAGCGUGCAGAGUCAGGCCACACAGAGCUCGACCGGCCAAACCACUCUCGUUUCUAGGGACUCCCAACGUCGAGUUCCUGUGGUAUACCCAGCUCUACUAUCGCGGGUUGCCGAUGUGUUUCGGGAGAAGAUCUCGCUUGGUGAGCGACAGAAAAACGGCUUGUCAUACCAGAACGCUUUCUCAGGCACUGAUGCUGUGGACUUGAUCGCGAACAUCAUAAGGACGAAUGAUCGCAACUUGGCUCUCCUUCUGGGCCGUGCAUUGGAUGCCCAGAAAUUCUUCCAUGAUGUCACCUAUGACCAUCGCCUUCGAGAUGCUCCCGGGGAGGUUUAUCAGUUCAAGGAGACUCUGACCGAAGAUAGGACCGUCGGUACAGAAGUCAACGGUGUGUUCACCCUCCUGACUGAAUGUUAUUCGCCCACCUGCACCCGAGACAGCCUCUGCUACUCCAUUGCCUGUCCCCGGCGCUUAGAGCAACAGGCCCGGUUGAACCUGAAGCCCCAGCCAAUUCUGAGAACUUCGGGAUCCAAGGGUAGCCUACACAUUGAUGAUGACGAUGACAAUGAUAACCAGAAGCUGUGGAUCAAUAUGGUUCCGAAGGAAGUCUCCGAGACUGUCGAUGACCACGAGAAGAAGCGGCAGGAAAUCAUCUUCGAGAUCAUGUACACGGAACGGGAUUUCGUCAAGGAUCUGGAAUACCUGCGAGAUUUCUGGAUGCGACCAUUGCGCGCGGCUGGCACGAACACUCAUUCUCCGAUUCCCGAACAUAGGCGGGAGAAGUUCAUUCGGACCGUCUUUGGAAACUGCUUAGAGGUUUUGAAGGUCAACAGCGCCCUUUGCGAAGCUCUGAAUGCUCGUCAAAAGGAAAGCCACGUUGUCAAGACGGUCGGUGAUAUUUUCCUUCAGCACGUGCCCCGCUUCGAUCCUUUCAUCAAGUACGGUGCCAACCAGCUCUACGGUAAAUUCGAAUUUGAGAAGGAGAAGGGGUCGAAUCCGGGCUUUGCAAAAUUUGUGGAGGACACCGAGCGUCUCAAGGAGUCCCGAAAGCUUGAACUGAAUGGUUACCUUACCAAGCCUACCACUCGUCUUGCUCGAUACCCGUUGCUUCUAGAGUCUGUUCUCAAAAAUACGGCAGAUGAUAAUCCUGACAAGGAGGAUAUCCCCAAAGCUGUGAAACUUAUCAAGAGUUUCCUCUCGCGCGUCAAUACUGAGAGUGGCAAGGCAGAGAACCACUUCAACUUGGUGCAGCUGAACAAUUCAUUGAAGUUCAACCCCGGUGACUACGUGGACUUGAAGCUCACCGAGGAGAACCGCCAAAUGCUCACUAAAAUGGCGUUCAAGAAGACCACCGGAGAAAGCUCGGAAGUAACUGCUUAUCUUUUCGAUCAUGCAGUGCUUCUCGUUCGUAUCAAGGUUGUGAACAAGCGAGAAGAAUACCGUGUAUACAAGAAGCCUAUCCCUCUUGAGCUAUUGGUCAUUGCCCAAAUGGACGAGGUUAUUCCCCGCUUGGGAAUUUCCAAACGGCCGUCGUCGAGCCUUUUGUCCAACAAAGUCAUCCCCAACCCUCCCCCUACUAAAGACGGACAGCUACCCAUUACAUUCCGCCAUCUUGGCAAAGGCGGCUACGAGCAGACUCUUUAUGCAACAUCUCCAACUCAGCGCCGGAAGUUCAUCGAAAUGGUCGAGGAGCAACAACGAAAGUUGUGGGAACGAAACAGCAACUUUUAUAAUAAGACGGUCUUGUCUGAGAACUUUUUCUCGGCCAUUAACCGAGUCAAUUGCUGUGUUCCAGUUGAUGGAGGACGCAAAUUGGUCUACGGAACUGACAGCGGCAUCUACUUGUCAGAACGCUGGCCCAAGGACAAGAACGCAAAACCUAGGAAGGUUCUGGAGGCCAGCCAGGUCACUCAAAUUGAUACUCUGGAAGAAUAUCAAUUGCUCUUGGUCUUGGCAAACAAGACCCUCCAGUCUUAUCCCUUGGAUGCCCUCGAGAUAGGAGAGGGUCAAAACACCAUGGCAAAGCGCCCGAAGAAGAUUCAAGGCCAUGCGAACUUCUUCAAGGCAGGAAUUGGUCUUGGUCGUCACCUUGUAUGCUCGGUCAAAACCUCCGCGUUGUCGAGUACUAUUAAGGUCUACGAACCGAUGGACAACCUGGCCAAGGGCAAGAAGAAGUCUGCUGUCAGUAAGAUGUUCCAGAGCGGGCAGGAUACGCUCAAGCCAUUCAAGGAAUACUACAUUCCUGCAGAAUCUUCUUCGAUCCACUUCCUGCGGUCUACUCUGUGUGUUGGCUGCGCUCGCGGCUUUGAGGUCGUCAGUCUUGAAACAACUGAGACACAAUCACUCUUGGACCAGGCUGAUACAUCUCUGGAUUUCGUCGCCCGCAAGGAAAAUGUCAAGCCGAUCCACAUCGAGCGCAUGAACGGCGAGUUCCUGUUGAACUAUAGUGACUUCUCGUUCUUCGUCAACCGCAACGGCUGGCGGGCUCGUCCAGACUGGAGGAUCUCUUGGGAGGGUAAUCCGGCCGCCUUUGCAUUGUCCUACCCUUACAUCCUGGCAUUCGAACCCAACUUCGUCGAGAUUCGCCAUGUUGAGACAAGCGAGCUUAUUCAUAUCAUGACCGGCAAGAACAUCCGUAUGCUGCAUUCUUCCACCCGCGAGAUCAUCUACGCCUAUGAGGAUGAGAAUGGCGAGGAUGUGGUUGCCAGCUUGGAUUUCUGGAACAAGCCACAGCAGGUUUAGUCAUUGUUGGCUAUAAAAACCACAUUUGCAUGAGCGCUUCGGCAUAACGCCUUCCUAGAUUCCCCGGCUUUCUAGUCCAUUGCUCCGGCAUUACUUUUGCGCUAUUCUUUCGCGGCUAGUCCACCGAGAUAUGAGGGCCUCUUCUGUUCUUGCUCAGCCUUCAGGCAUUCUCGAGGCUGAUUCGUGCCCAGCAUCUUCUUUCCUAUACCAGUAUGACGUCUUAGACGUCCUCGGCUCUCACCCCUUCCUUCUGCCAUCUUUACCAUCUCCUCUUCUCCCUCCCUCCUCUCACUCAGAAGACUCAACCCCAAGGCUCUUUCUCAUCCCCCGCUUCUCGUUUCUCUGUCCGACUGUGUGUACAAUGGAGCGCAAAAUACCACUUCUUGCGUAUCUGCCUGACUGUUCUUUUGCUCGUCGCCCCGUUCGUCGUUGCAUCUUUUCAAGUUGCCUUACUUUCUUCUUAAAAAUUUUAUUGGACUUUUAUUAUUUUCUUCCCCUCUCUCUUCUUUACCUUUACCCCUUAUUGUUGUGUGCCUCCGCAUGGCCUGCGAAGUGAUGACCAUGUCUUUGGACGUUUUAGCUUUUUUCCCCAUUUCUCUGGUAUUAUUUACGUGUACUGUUUUCAAGGUAUUUUCAUACUUAAGAAAUGGAUGCCGUUGAUAUGAUAUACU